Messenger RNA from Petromyzon marinus (sea lamprey), 3711 nucleotides. It is a transcript of the gene DDX46, whose product is annotated as DEAD-box helicase 46. Lineage: Eukaryota; Metazoa; Chordata; Hyperoartia; Petromyzontiformes; Petromyzontidae. Gene Ontology annotation, molecular function: RNA helicase activity; ATP binding; nucleic acid binding. The record is from RefSeq and is a predicted model, not a curated record.
CGGACCGCGGAGACUUCCGGAAGGCCUAGGAGUCAUGGGUGAGGCCUGACAGAACGACGGCGUUGAUUUAAAAGCGAAAGGAAAACAAAAGUUAACAACAAUAAACAACAACAAAACAAUCGAGCAGUGUGACGGACAAGAAUAACACGACGGGAGCGGAGAAUGGCGCGCGAUUCCAGACACCACCGCAAACGUUCUCGGUCUUCGUCGCGCGGGAGAUCGCCAGCCGAGAAGCGCUCCAAGGCCGCCGAGAGCCGUGACAAGAAACGCGAGCGGGAACGUGACCGCCGGCGCACGGAGACCCAGCGCACGAGGCGUUCAAGCAGGGAGCGACGGCGCUCACACAGCCGAGAGCGCCGCUCCCGUCGCUCCCGCUCGAGGGAGCGCAAACGCUCCCGCACACGCAGCCGCAGCAAGGAACGCAAGCGUUCCAAGUCCAAAGAAAAGAAGGAGAAACCUGAACCAGAAGAAAAGGAGAAGCCUAAAGAAGAAGAGAAGGAUGCUGCCAGCUUUGAGCAGGGCAAGCUGGAAGUGGAGAUGAGGAAGAGGAAGGAACGCAUUGAAAAAUGGCGUGAAGAGCAGAAGAAGAAGGCGCACAUCAACAUUGGCGACAUCAAGACGCAGGUGGAGCUCAUGUCCAAACAGCGGAAGAAGUGGAGCCUGGAGGAUGAUGACGAGGACGAUGAUGAGGGCGAGGGUGAGGAUGAGGAUGAGGAUUCUGCCGACAAGGAGGAGGGUGACGAUGAAGAGCCAAAAUUGAAGGUGGAGGAGAAGGAGGAGAUGGUGCAAGAGGUGGUGGUGCCGGUGCCGGAGCCGGCCAAGCCCGAGCAGCACAUGGCCAUUGUUCAGGGUGUCGUCGACGAUGAUGACGACGAUGGCGUGGACCCCCUGGACGCUUUCAUGGAGGGCAUCAAGGAGGAGGUGAAGAAGUUCAACAUGGGCGACGCAAAGACGGGCGAGAAGCUAUUUGGACAUUUAGCUUUGGGGUUAAAUAACGCUCAUUAUUGGUGCCAACAGAAGGCGGGCUCCUCGGUUACGAAGGUGGUCACGGUGGUCACCAAAAAGCAGUCGGAGGUAGAGAAGCCCAAAGGGGAGCUGAUGGAGAAUGACCAGGAUGCCAUGGAGUACUCAUCCGAAGAGGAGGACUCGGACCUGGCCACGGCGCUUACCGGAUACAACCAGAACAAGCAGCGCAAGAUGGUGGAGGUGGUGGACCACUCCAAGAUUGCCUACGAGCCCUUCCGCCGAAACUUCUACGUCGAGGUUCCCGAGCUGGCCAAGAUGACAGCAGAAGAGGUGAGCGCUUACAGGCUGGAGAUGGAAGGCGUCAUGGUGAAGGGCAAGGGUUGCCCCAAACCAAUAAAGACCUGGGUGCAGUGUGGCAUCUCCAUGAAGAUUCUCAACACCCUCAAGAAGCAAAACUACGAGAAGCCCACACCCAUCCAGGCACAAGCCAUUCCGGCCAUCAUGUCUGGCCGCGACCUCAUAGGCAUUGCCAAGACGGGCAGCGGAAAGACCAUCGGCUUCCUGCUGCCCAUGUUCCGGCACGUCAUGGACCAGCGGCCUCUGGAGGAAGGGGAGGGGCCCAUCGGCGUGAUCAUGACGCCAACGCGCGAGCUGGCUCUGCAGAUCGCCAAGGAGUGCAGGAAGUUCACCAAGCAGUUGGCGCUGCGUGUGGUGUGCGUGUACGGUGGCACUGGCAUCAGUGAACAGAUCGCUGAAUUGAAGAGGGGUGCAGAAAUCAUCGUGUGCACGCCCGGCCGAAUGAUCGACAUGCUGGCUGCAAACAGCGGGCGGGUGACUAACUUCAGGAGGGCCACAUACAUGGUUCUUGACGAGGCCGACCGCAUGUUCGACAUGGGCUUCGAGCCACAGGUAAUGCGAAUCAUCGAGACGUCGAGGCCGGACCGGCAGACGGUGAUGUUCUCGGCCACGUUUCCGCGUGCCAUGGAGGCGCUCGCUCGCCGCAUCCUCAACAAGCCCGUCGAGGUGCAGGUCGGAGGUCGCUCUGUCGUCUGCUCCGACGUCGAGCAGCACGUGAUCGUGAUCGAGGAGGACACCAAGUUCUACAAGCUGCUGGAGCUGCUGGGCCUGUACCAGGAGAAGGGGGCUGUCAUCGUGUUUGUGGAUAAGCAGGAGCACGCCGACACAUUGCUCAAGGACCUCAUGAAGGCGUCCUACCCUUGCUUGUCACUGCAUGGAGGCAUCGACCAGUACGACCGCGACAGCAUCAUCAACGACUUCAAGUCGGGCGUGUGCCGCCUGAUGGUUGCCACGUCGGUGGCGGCGCGGGGCCUUGACGUCAAGCAUCUGAUCAUGGUGGUCAACUACGACUGCCCCAACCACUACGAGGACUACGUGCACCGCGUGGGCCGCACGGGCCGCGCUGGCAACAAGGGAUACUCGUACACGUUCAUCACGAGUGAGCAGGAGCGAUACUCGGGGGACAUCAUCAAAGCCCUGGAGCUGUCCGGCACGCCCCUCCCGCCCGACCUCGAGAGGCUUUGGACCGAAUUCAGGGAGAAGCAGAAGGCCGAGGGCAAAACGAUGAGGAAGAGCAGCGGCUUCUCGGGCAAGGGCUUCAAGUUUGACGAGACGGAGCACUCGCUCGUCAACGAGCGCAAGAAGCUGCAGAAGGUGGCGCUGGGGAUGCACGACUCGGACGAGGAGGAGGGGUCCGGAGACAUCGACCAGCAGAUCGAGAACAUGUUCCGCUCGAAGAAGAUCGUGAAGGACGUGAAUGCGCACGGAGCUUCCUCCACCGGCAUAAUGAUGCCAUCCGGGAGCAACGCUCAGAAGCUGGAGAUCGCCAAGAGGCUCGCGUCCAAGAUCAACUCUCAGCGCAACCUAGGCACAGAGGCCAUGGACGUGAUCCAGCAGGCGACCAACAGCAUCAUGCGAGGCGGCACCAUGAACGUGCCCUUGGUGUCGGCCAAGUCGAUCGCUGAGCAGCUGGCAGAGAAGAUCAACGCCAAGCUCAACUACGUGCCCGCCGAGAAGCUGCUAGAGGAGGAGCGCGUGGAGCAGGAGAAGCAGGCGGACAAGGUGCGGCGCUACGAGGAGGAGCUCGAGAUCAACGACUUCCCGCAGACGGCUCGCUGGAAGGUGACCUCAAAGGAGGCGUUGGCACAGAUCAGCGAAUACUCGGAGGCCGCCAUCACAAUCCGUGGCUCCUACUUCGCUCCGGGCAAAGAGCCGACUGACGGAGAACGCAAGAUCUACCUGGCCAUUGAGAGCACCAGCGAGUUGUCUGUGCAGAAAGCCAAGGCUGAGGUCACUCGUCUCAUCAAGGAUGAGCUCAUCAGGCUGCAAAACUCGUACCAGCCGAUCAACAAGUCACGCUACAAGGUUCUGUGAGCCGAGCAGAGAAACCGACGUUGGGCCAAGCUGGUGCCGGUUUUUCAGUGGAAGGUGGCGCAUGCGGGGACCCUGCGACGCUCUCACGUCGCGUUCGCGCCUGCGGGAUUUUAUAUAUCGUUCUGUGCAGACGGGCUCGUCAAAUGGGUGUCUCUGCAGUCCGUCGGAUGUUCGUUCGCCCUGGGCAAUUUUGGUCGACGUUCUUUUUAGUUUUAUUCAUUUGUGGAGAAUCCAUCCAUCGGCACGCUUCUCUUGCCGUUUAUCUCGUACAAGUAGCUGGAAUUUCAUCACAUGGUAAAUUGCUUCAAAAAUAUGUUGUAUCACGUGUCAAAUAAAGGUUUUUUUUCAAUCUUG